Capsella rubella is the source of this 1769-nucleotide messenger RNA. RefSeq names its product cytochrome P450 82C4. Gene Ontology annotation, biological process: defense response to other organism. The record is from RefSeq and is a predicted model, not a curated record. Bases 34 to 1608 code for a protein of 524 amino acids. Gene Ontology annotation, molecular function: iron ion binding; oxidoreductase activity, acting on paired donors, with incorporation or reduction of molecular oxygen; heme binding. The transcript has 3 exons. Lineage: Eukaryota; Viridiplantae; Streptophyta; Magnoliopsida; Brassicales; Brassicaceae.
CACAUAAAUCUCUUUUAGACUUUCAAAAACACUAUGGAUACGUCUCUCUUUUCUCUAUUUGUUCCCAUCCUCCUUAUCGUUCUUAUCGCUCUCUUUAAGAAAUCGAAGAAACCAAAACAUGUUAAAGCUCCUAAACCUAGCGGCGCAUGGCCUAUCAUCGGCCAUCUUCACCUUAUCAGUGGCAAAGAACAGCUUCUCUAUCGAACCUUAGGAAAAAUGGCUGACCAUUACGGCGCAGCCAUGUCGCUACAACUUGGGAGCAGCGAAGCAUUUGUUGUGAGCAGUUUUGAAGUGGCUAAAGAUUGUUUCACUGUGAACGACAAAGCCUUGGCUUCACGUCCUAUGACUGCAGCCGCAAAGCACAUGGGUUACAAUUUUGCUGUUUUCGGGUUUGCACCUUAUAGCGCUUUCUGGCGUGAGAUGCGUAAAAUCGCAACCAUCGAGCUACUUUCUAACCGGCGGCUUCAGAUGCUCAAGCACGUUCGUGUUUCUGAGAUCUCAAUGGGUGUAAACUAUUUGUAUUCCUUGUGGGUCAAAAAAGGUGGUUCAGAACCAGUAAUGGUUGAUCUAAAGAGCUGGUUAGACGACAUGACACUAAACAUGGUCGUGAGAAUGGUUGCCGGAAAACGAUACUUUGGAGGCGCCGGCUCAGAAUCCUCGAAGGACACUGAAGAGGCAAGGCAAUGCAAAAAGGCCAUCGCAAAGUUCUUUCACCUCAUUGGUAUAUUCACUGUGUCCGAUGCUUUUCCGACGCUAGGGUGGUUUGAUUUGCAAGGACAUGAGAAGGAGAUGAAGCAAACGGGAAUCGAAUUAGAUGUGAUCCUUGAAAGAUGGGUUGAAAACCAUCGACAACAAAGAAAAGUUUCAGGACCGAAAGAGAAUGAUUCAGACUUCAUCGACGUUAUGUUGUCACUUGCAGAACAAGGCAAACUCUCGCAUCUUCAAUAUGAUGCUAAUAUUAGCAUCAAAUCUACUUGCCUGGCACUGAUUCUAGGAGGAAGUGAGACUACAUCAUCUACACUUACAUGGGCCAUUGCUCUUCUUCUUAACAACAAAGAAAUGUUAAAGAAAGCACAAGAUGAGAUAGACCUCCACGUUGGCACAGAAAGGAACGUCGAGGAUUCAGACAUAGAAAAUCUGGUGUAUGUUCAAGCAAUUAUCAAAGAAACAUUGAGGUUGUAUCCAGCUGGUCCACUCUUAGGCCCUCGAGAGGCGAUGGAAGACUGCACCGUCGCCGGUCACAACGUUUCUCGCGGCACAAGACUGAUAGUGAAUGUAUGGAAAAUCCAAAGGGAUCCGAGAGUUUAUAUGGAACCAAACGAGUUCAGACCAGAGAGGUUUGUUACAGGAGAAGCAAAAAAGUUUGACGUCAGAGGACAAAACUUUGAGCUGAUGCCAUUUGGUUCGGGAAGAAGAUCAUGCCCAGGCUCUUCAUUGGCCAUGCAAGUGCUUCAUCUAGGUCUUGCUCGAAUCCUUCAAUCGUUUGAUGUGAAAACUGUCUCGGAUAUGGCUGUCGAUAUGAGUGAGAGCCCUGGCCUGACCAUUCCUAAAGCCACGCCACUUGAGGUUCUGAUUAGUCCACGUCUUAAGGAACAUCUUUUCGUGUAAUAUAUUGACUGUUUCAGAAACAUAUGACUCCAGUAUUGUUUACUUUUGAAGUUGCUGCUUUUUUGAUGUUUUUUCCGUUUGAAUAAAGGUCAUAUACGUUUGUUGUUUUUCCUCUUCAAAAUAAAUCAUCGUUUGAUUAGGCCAUCAAAGGAUUUUUUUCA